AACGGAUUGUGUAAUGUAAAGUUAUUUUUGACGUAUCAAUGACUAACAUUUUCCAUUAUACUCAUAAUUCGUGACUCAAAAAUAAUGUAUAAAGUGUUUGAUAAAAUUAUUGUUGUACUAAAUUUUGUUGAAGGUGAAUCCUCAGUUGGUAAGACAAAUAACGCCAUCCGACGUCUUGUCUGCGAGACGUCAUAAAAAGACAACGAAAGUGUAGAGCAUGUCGGGUCGAGAGCUGUUUGUGUGCGUGUGUUUGAUGUUUUGAUGGUGUCCCACCCAGUAUAGUAGUAAGGUUGGUAAGGUGUUGAUGUGUUGAUGCUGAGAGUUAAAAAAAGGGAACAGAAGAAAAUGAGGUUAACCUGAAGACUGUAAAUUAAAAGAGAUCAAGAAAACGGUGAGGGCAACGGAAGUGUAAAAAAUCAGGUGGAUAUACAGUAGUGAUAUAUAUAUAUAUAACUGCUGAGAAUAGAAAGGGUGUGGGGCGCGGUGUUGGGGCGCCAGGUUAAAUGUUGAUACUGAAGGGUGAAAAAUCUGAGGACUCGCCGUCGUCGCAGCAGCAGCAGCAGCAAGCGUCGGCGACGUCGUCAUCAGCGGUAGGAGCAACAGCAGCCCCCCCGUCGACGACGCUACUGGUUAGUUCACUCGGGAUGUCAGGUGAUCCUCGAACGGGUAUUCGUUACCCCUCGGAAUAUGUUAAGCUCAACAUUGGUGGUUCUUUGCAUUACACGACUAUCAGUACUCUUCGUAAACAUGACACCAUGCUACGUGCUAUGUUUGGUGGACGGAUGGAAGUACUAACGGAUUCGGAAGGCUGGAUACUGAUUGAUCGUUGCGGCAAACACUUUGGCACCAUAUUGAAUUUUUUGAGGGAUGGUUCGGUCCCUCUCCCGGAGAGCGCUAAAGAAACUGGUGAACUGCUGGCCGAGGCUAAAUACUAUUGUAUAGCUGAACUGAUUAAAUCUUGUGAGCAAGCCCUAUUGCGCAAAGAAAGAGAAGCCGAGCCCAUUUGUAAAGUUGCACUCAUUACCUCUCAGCGAGAAGAGCAAUUAUUAUUAGCCGAUACUACAAAACCAGUGGUUAAACUUCUUAUUAAUCGACACAACAACAAAUAUUCUUAUACCGGGACUUCCGACGAUAACUUGCUGAAAAAUAUUGAGCUCUUUGAUAAAAUGUCACUCAGAUUUAACGGUAGAGUUUUAUUCAUCAAGGACGUAAUAGGUUCGAGUGAAAUAUGUUGUUGGACUUUUUAUGGACACGGUCGAAAAGUUGGAGAAGUCUGUUGUCAUUCCAUAGUUUAUGCAACUGACAAAAAACACACAAAGGUUGAGUUUCCCGAAGCACGAAUAUAUGAGGAAACUCUCAAUAUAUUGCUGUACGAACAUAGAAACGGACCUGAUCAGGAACUUAUGCAGGCAACAUCGUCUAGAGGCGCAGUUGGAGGAAGCAAUAGCGGACCCCCCUGCACCUCUGAUGAGGAAGAAGGUGAACGGGCUAGCCUAGCUCGGCUCCGCUCCAACAAACAAAAUACCAACUGACCCCAUCUAAUCACUAAUGCCCUUGCCGCUUCUUCAUUCCGUUGGACUUCCCUCAACAUUGUUCGUUCACUCGCCUCUCCAAGAUCCCACAUUUCAUAAAAUUAAGAUAUUAUAAAUAAAUAAAACAUAUCGACUGAAAAUAA
Molecule: messenger RNA, 1675 nt
Organism: Venturia canescens
Lineage: Eukaryota; Metazoa; Arthropoda; Insecta; Hymenoptera; Ichneumonidae
Product: BTB/POZ domain-containing adapter for CUL3-mediated RhoA degradation protein 3
Exons: 4
Coding region: 504-1532 (342 amino acids)
Biological process (GO): protein homooligomerization
Molecular function (GO): protein binding
Source: RefSeq, a predicted model, not a curated record